AUGCCGGUGCCCGGCGCGCUCGCGCCGCUGGCGGCCGGCAUGGUCUGGGGCAUGCCCAUGCCCGUCGUGCGCGCGCCCGGCAUCGUGCCGCCGCAGGCGCCCGCCGCGGCGGCGCCGCCGCCGCCGCAGCAGCAGGCGCCGUGGGGCGGCUUCAUGGGCUGCCCAAUGCCGCCGGCGGGCUUCAUGGCGCCGCCGCACCCCUUCAUGAUGAUGCCGGCCCCCGGCAUGUGCGGCCCCAUGCCCGCCUUUCCCGGCGCGUGCUUCGCCCCGCCGAUGCCCUACCCCGGCGCCUGCUACCCGCCGCCGCAGCAGCAGCAGCACUACCCGCACCAGCAGCAGCAGCAGCAGCCCGCCGCCCCCGCCGCCCCGACAGGCGCCGCGGCCGCGCAGGCGCUGGACGCGAGCCUCAUGUCAUUGCUGGGCAGCGCUGAGGACGAUGAUCUAGAAAUGGAUCUGGACGACGUGCUGCAGGACCUGGGGGACCCAGAUCACGCGGCAACGGCAGCCGCCGAGAAGCUGCCGCGCCCCUGCCCGAGCGCCGGCGAGGGCGCGUGCGCGAGCGGCAGCUCUGGCUUCGAGGAGAGCGGCGCGGAGGACGACCUGCUCGGGCGGCGCGGCGCGUCGUCGCCGGGGUCGAUGGCGUCGAGCCAGGGCGCGCCGCCGCGCGGCGGCGGCCGCGGGGGCGAGCACGGUGGCGAGGGCGAGGGCGGCGGCGAUGACGACUUUGAGGGGCUCCUGGGGUCGUGCGGCGGCGGCAAGGGCCUGCACGGGGCCGGCAAGGGCCUGUGCGGCGGGCUGGUCGGCUUCGAGGACGACGAGUGGGGGGACGGCUGCGCGGCGCUCGGGAAGAGCAGCUCCCUGGCUGACCUGCUGGCCGUGGCUUGA
Monoraphidium neglectum is the source of this 885-nucleotide messenger RNA. RefSeq lists its product as hypothetical. Bases 1 to 885 code for a protein of 294 amino acids. The record is from RefSeq and is a predicted model, not a curated record. Lineage: Eukaryota; Viridiplantae; Chlorophyta; Chlorophyceae; Sphaeropleales; Selenastraceae. The transcript has a single exon.